AUGUCGUCAUCUUCCCGGCACCUCUUCCUCCGGCAAGGCUCCUGGAGCCGCCGGCGUCCUCUGCUCAAGACCCACGUCUCCAACUGCAAGGACCGGUUGGCCGAAGUGGCCGGCGGGACCGCCGCCGAGUGCGCCGCCGUGUGCUGCUGCUGCCCUUGCGGGCUGGUCAAUCUCCUCGUGCUCGUAAUCUACAAGGUUCCAGCGGGGCUCUGCCGCCGCGUGCUGAGAAAGAAGCGACGGCAGAGACUCAUCAAGAAAGGGCUGCUCCAGCCGAGCCACCUGCAUUGCACGUGCGGCUGCGACGGCCGGGAGCUGCAGUUCCACCCGGUCGGGUUCGAGUCGCUGUCGUCGGAGUUCAAGAAGUAUAUGAUGGAGGACGACGAGUCGUCUGACCAGGAUGUGAUUCAGCUCGAGAAGGAGAUGUGGGAUCGGUUUUACGGCACCGGGUUUUGGAGAAGCCCAACUCAGAGAGAAAAUCCCUCCAUGUCCAACUCCUCCUCCGACUCCUCCGACUCCAAGGUCGUCACCGGUACAUAA
Fragaria vesca subsp. vesca is the source of this 537-nucleotide messenger RNA. RefSeq lists its product as uncharacterized. NCBI's taxonomy places the organism in Eukaryota, Viridiplantae, Streptophyta, Magnoliopsida, Rosales, Rosaceae. The record is from RefSeq and is a predicted model, not a curated record. The transcript has a single exon. The coding region runs from base 1 to 537 and encodes 178 amino acids.